UCAUUCUGUCUUACAUUACACCCUGGGUUGAAAUGACAUCGGAGUUUCCCCACGCCUUAACAGGGCCCUCGUCUAAGGAGAGAAAAUACGAUCGCCAGUUGCGGCUUUGGGCUGCCAGCGGACAGCAAGCUUUAGAGGAGUCGCGGGUGCUCUUGGUCAAUUCGGACGGACCGUGGGGCAACAGAAGCACGGGGGUGUCCGGCGUAGUGGGUGUCGAAACGCUCAAGAAUCUUGUCCUCCCAGGCGUUGGAGGCUUCACGAUCGUUGACCCUGCUGUGGUAACUGAGCCAGACCUCGGGGUAAACUUCUUCCUUGAGAAUGAAAGCCUGGGCAGGUCAAGAGCUGAAGAGACGUGUCGACUACUGAAAGAGCUGAAUCCUGAUGUAGAAGGGAGCUUUCGAACCAAGCCUAUUGCGGAGAUACUUCAAGAAGAGCCCGGGAUUCUGGCACAACAUAAACUCAUUCUAAUAUCUGGCCCUAUAGAGCAUUCAUCACUGCGGGCCCUCUGCGAUGGUGCCAAAAAGCUAGCAAUCCCGGUCCUCUACACGCGGUCUGUUGGAUUCUACUCCACGUUCUCUCUCCAGCUUCCUGCUGUGUUUCCUAUAGUAGAAACGCAUCCAGACCCGGAGUCAACCCAGGACCUUCGUCUUCUCAAUCCCUGGCCGGAAUUGACUGCGGCUGGUGCUAGUAUCAGGAACUUGGACAGUUUUGAUGAUCAUCAACAUGGCCACGUUCCAUACGUAUUAUUACUUCUUCAUUAUUUGGAAAAAUGGAAGGAAACUCAUAACGGCAGCGUACCCUCAAACUAUAAGGAGAAGACGGCAUUUAGGGACUUCGUGCGGUCUUGCGCAAGGACAAAUAAUUCACAAGGCGGGGAAGAAAAUUAUGAUGAAGCCGUUGCAGCUGUGCUAAAAUCGCUUAACCCAUUCAGUUUGCGGAGUUCUACCCGGGAGAUUUUUGAGAUGGAAGAAUGCAGACAAUUAAGCGCCGCUUCGGCCGAUUUCUGGGUCAUUGCAUCAGCUGUUCGCGAAUUCUACGAAACACACCAACUUCUCCCUCUUCCUGGGUCACUUCCUGACAUGAAAGCCCAGUCAGCCGACUAUGUCUCAUUGCAAAAUAUCUAUAAAACGAAAGCAAGGGAAGAUAUCGCAGAAGUCACGGAUAUUAUCAGAAGGUUAGAGUCUCAGUUGGGCCGAGCCGCCAGAGUUGAUGAUAAGGAUAUCGAAAUAUUUUGCAAAAACGCCUCCCACAUCCAGGUGAUUCGUGGGCGUGAUAUUCCACAAGUGGAUGGUGGUGAAGACACCAAAAAGCGUCUACGACUCGAGCUUAAUAACGACGAAUCUCUAAUUCCCGUUUACCUGGCUUUUGAAGUCCUGGAUACUGUCGUAACCGGGAUUCAGGAGGGAAAGUAUCACCAAGACGCCCUGGACGAUGAUGGGAUCUGGUCUUCCGAAAUUGGUCGCAUUCUCGCUGUUAUUGCAGCGGACGCUGCCGUUGACGAGGCCCGAAAUCGUGUCCUUGACGCCGCACAGGAGCUGCGGAGGACAAAGGGUGGCGAGCUGCACAACAUAUCCUCCCUUACUGGCGGUUUAGUGGCACAGGAAGCUCUCAAGGUGCUCACUAGGCAAUAUGUACCUUUGGAUAAUACGUGCAUCUUCGACGGCGUUCGCAGCAGCAGCGCCAUGUACAAGCUGUGAUGGGUAAUGCUGGGUAAAAUUGCCGGGAAACGCAGAGACAAUACUGGCUAUAGCUAGACAGCUUU
Molecule: messenger RNA, 1762 nt
Organism: Aspergillus nidulans FGSC A4
Lineage: Eukaryota; Fungi; Ascomycota; Eurotiomycetes; Eurotiales; Aspergillaceae
Product: protein ulaA
Exons: 2
Coding region: 33-1697 (554 amino acids)
Biological process (GO): protein neddylation
Molecular function (GO): NEDD8 activating enzyme activity; ubiquitin-like modifier activating enzyme activity
Source: RefSeq, a predicted model, not a curated record